Rhizoctonia solani is the source of this 1227-nucleotide messenger RNA. RefSeq names its product rieske. The record is from RefSeq and is a predicted model, not a curated record. Lineage: Eukaryota; Fungi; Basidiomycota; Agaricomycetes; Cantharellales; Ceratobasidiaceae. Gene Ontology annotation, molecular function: 2 iron, 2 sulfur cluster binding. The transcript has 8 exons. Bases 1 to 1227 code for a protein of 408 amino acids.
AUGGAGUCCACAUGUCCUCAUCUAGGGGCAGACCUAUCUCACGCCGACGUCGAAUUUGACGCUGAUCCGGAAAUAGAGGAGAUGACUGCGGCUGUUGUGUGCCCCUGGCAUCGCUACGACUUUGACCUCAAAACAGGAGAGAGUUCGACCGGUUUGAAAGCAUGUGCGUAUCCGGUUGAGCUGAGAGACCGAGAUGUGUGGAUCGGUGCUCCUGGAGAGGGCGAGUGGGAAGUUGUAGAGAAGAGGCCGGUCUCAGAGGACUUCGCAGAGUCAAGCGCCAGUAAAGGGGUGCCAAACUCUAGUACCUCCGAAGCCACGAACUCUAAAAUCACGACCACGUUCGAAACACUCACCUUGGAGGAUAACGAACCGGAACCAGGCACGUUGAUGGAAUGGGCGUGUCGAAUUCUUAGCACAUCGAACCCUGAAAAGAAAGUCGCACUUACGAGAAAGGCGGCAGCAGCCUGGCGAACAGGAAAAAUCACCUCGAGUGGCCAGAAGAAAACUAACCUUGUAAUCCCACCCGACGUUCCCCCUCGGGAAAAUCUUGUGACAGUUGAACCCGGUAAAGUUGGAAAGAGAGGCAAGGCGGGCAGCGAGCGAAGUCGUAUCGCCAUUUUGCAUGCGUUGGCAAACAUUGAACAAUGGGCAAUUGAUUUGGCGUGGGAUAUAAUUGCCCGGUUUGGAUCAGUAAAACUAGCAGGAGAGCCACUCCCGCCACAAUUCUUUACUGACUGGGUCAAGGUCGCUGAAGACGAAGCCAAGCAUUUUUCUCUGCUUUCCUCCCGUCUCACCCAACUCGGCACCUACUAUGGCUCACACGCCGUUCAUGCUGGCCUAUGGGAUUCGGCAUCCCGGACAGCCCAUUCCUUACCUGCUCGACUAUGCAUCAUCCAUCUCGUACACGAAGCAAGAGGACUAGACGUUAACCCGGUUACCAUAAACAAAUUCAAAGCAGCUGGGGACACCGAGAGUGUCAAAGUACUCGAAGUCAUCCACUGGGACGAAGUCACGCAUGUCACAGCCGGUCAUCGAUGGUUUACAUGGGCCUGUAAUCUCCUAAACGAAGACCCGGUACAAGCGUUUCGACGCGAAGUGCGAGCACACUUUUCUGGUGCCCUCAAAGGUCCGUUCAAUGUUGUGGACCGAGCACGCGCAGGCAUGAGCCCAGAUUUUUACGAGGAUCUUAGAGGCGAAGCAAAUGAGGCAAAGAAGAAAGGGAAAUGA